Molecule: messenger RNA, 261 nt
Organism: Funneliformis mosseae
Lineage: Eukaryota; Fungi; Glomeromycota; Glomeromycetes; Glomerales; Glomeraceae
Source: the annotation of a GenBank genome assembly
AUGACCAAUAAGAAUACCUCUGAAUUGAACCCAGUUAUGUCUGACUCAACAUUCUCUAAUUCAAUAAUUAUAAAGCAUACCACAGAUAAUCGCUUAUUUUCCACUCCACGCCAAACCCCGUACUAUUGUUUCUAUGAUCUAUUGUCAGAAUCAUCGAAAGCUUUCUUGUAUCAAUGUGAAAUUCGUAGAAUUGAUGAAUCUCAUCUUCCUGUAGUCGAAGCAUCUCUUAAGAAGUUAAAACAAAUUGUAACAUAUGGUUGA